UACAUUGUAUCGCGCGGGUCAUUGUUGAGUCGCCGCCGGAUACAUUGUGGCCUGUGAUUGGCUGUGGGCGGAGACACCGUGUCACGUGGGGGGACGUUGUGUCACGUGGGGCCAUGGCUCUGGAGGCCAUCAGGUACCGGCGCGGCCGCCUCCACAUCCUCGACCAACUGCUGCUGCCGCACACCACCCGAUACCAGGAGAUCCGGGGCGUCCAGGAGGGCUGGGAGGCCAUCAGGGACAUGAAGGUGCGCGGAGCUCCCGCCAUUGCGGUGGUGGGCUGCCUGAGCCUGGCGGUGGAGCUGGAGCGGGAGCGGGGGGCGAGUCGGGGGAAGCAGGAGAUGGUGACCUUCGUCCUGGACGCGUGCUUCCUGGUGACCGCACGGCCCACGGCCGUCAACCUGGCCCGAGCGGCCGGGGAGCUGAACAGCUUCCUGUCCCUGGAGGCCGCCCGGCCCGAGACCAGCGCGGAGUCACUGCGAGAGAGCCUCCUGUGCCGGAUUGAGGCGAUGUUGGAGAAGGACGUUCAAGACAACCUGAAGAUCGGAAAACACGGAGCAGAUCACAUCCUCGCUGGAGCGAAAGGAGGGAAAGUGAGGAUCCUGACCCACUGCAACACCGGCUCCCUGGCGACCGCUGGGCACGGAACUGCGCUGGGUGUAAUCCGCUCGCUCCACGCGGCGGGGGCGCUGGAGCACGUGUACUGCACAGAAACCCGGCCCUACAACCAGGGGGCGAGGCUGACCGCGUACGAGCUCGUGCAUGAGAACAUCCCCGGCACGCUGAUCGCCGACAGUAUGGCCGCCAUCGCCAUGAAGGACAAAGGCAUUUCAGCUGUGGUGGUGGGAGCGGACCGCGUCGUUGCUAACGGCGACACGGCCAACAAGGUCGGGACCUUCCUCUUGGCCAUCGCUGCCCAGUACCACGCGAUUCCCUUCUACGUGGCGGCCGCCAGCAGCACCUGGGACCCCGCGCUGCCCCGGGGGGACGCCAUCGUCAUCGAGGAACGCCCUCCCGCUGAGCUGACGUCCAUCAACGGGAUCCCCAUCGCCGCUCACGGUAUUAACGUGUGGAAUCCCGCCUUCGACGUCACCCCUCACGAGCUCAUUACGGGAGGGAUUAUCACCGAGUUUGGGGUACACAGGCCGGCGGAGUUGGGGGACGCACUCAGUCGAGCCUUAAAGACGUCCUGACUCCCGUGUGGACCACACAGUCAACCGCAACUUGUACUUGGUAUCCCCGAGCGCUUGAAAGUGGCGGAGUCUGACCCCCGAGCGAGUCGGGGAGAG
Molecule: messenger RNA, 1286 nt
Organism: Callorhinchus milii (elephant shark)
Lineage: Eukaryota; Metazoa; Chordata; Chondrichthyes; Chimaeriformes; Callorhinchidae
Gene: mri1
Product: methylthioribose-1-phosphate isomerase 1
Molecular function (GO): S-methyl-5-thioribose-1-phosphate isomerase activity
Source: RefSeq, a predicted model, not a curated record